AUGGGGCAUCCCAUGAGCCAUGGCGGUGCAUGGGAUGCCAUGUGCCGAUUCUUUCCAUGGGAACGAUUCCCCGUGAUUUUUGGAACAACUUCUCAUGGUGUCUUGCGACUCAUGGGGAAAGGUACCAUGGAGUGUGAGUCAUGGGAAGCACUUCCUUGCCUUGGCAGAGUCCCUUGUGAGCACAAAAUGAUGAGAUCAGUGCCUGAUCUGGAUAUAGUCAUUCCACAGGUGCCUCCACUGCAGCGGCCCGCCAACCCCUUCGCCUACAACGUGUCCUCCGAGCUGGAGCCGCAGCCCGCCGCUGCCACCACGGCCUCCAUCGUGGCCAUCGGCUUCGUGCAGCGGCCCGGCGCGGGCGCGGGGCCCUCGGCGCAGCUGCCGCCGCCCGGCCUCAAGAAGCACAUGCACUCGGCGCAGGGCCACUUCGGGCCCUACUUCGAGGACGGCGCCGGGCCCCACAACGCCACGGCCCGCGUCGGCAGCGCCGUCACGCUCAACUGCAGGGUCGGCAUGCUGCAGGACAAGACGGUGACGUGGGUGCACCGGCGCGGCGAUCAGAUGCACCUGCUUACCGUGGGCGGCGCCACGUACUCGUCGGACCAGCGGCUCGCCCUGCGCUUCCGCUACCCCAACGACUGGCGUCUCGAGAUCUCGCCGGUGACGCUGCGCGACCAGGGCCGCUACGAGUGCCAGGUCACCACGCACCCCCUGCUGGCCAGGAUCGUCAACCUCAGGGUCACGGCGCCGGACGUGCAGAUCGUGGACGAGAACAUGCACCCCGUGUCGGAGCGCUACUACAAGGCGGGCUCCGCGGUGGAGCUCACCUGCCUGGCGGGGCAGUUGGAGGGCCCCGGAGACACGGUGCACUGGAGUCGGGGCCGGCAGCCCCUCAGCGCGGGCGUCAGCACCAACGCCAGCACCCUAAACGGCAGGGUGGUGUCCACGCUGACGCUCCGCCACGCCCAGAAGAAGGACUCGGGGAACUACAGCUGCUCGGUUGGCAGCCUGGCCGGCACCAGCGUGGCCGUGCACGUGCUCAACGGGGAGCUGCCCGCCGCGGUGCACGACGGCAACUCCGGCGUCACGUCGAACCGCGUGGCGACCUGGCUGCUCGCCCUGGUGCAGUGCAGCCAACUGCUGGCCAGCGGCCGGUGACAGUUGGCCUCCCUGCUCACGGCCUAAGGUGGGUCUGCCGAUCCGCAGGGGAGGCCGGCGGUCCGAGCACGACGCGGUGACGCCGCUCACGGACAUCAGAAGGCAACGCGCAACGCGGUGGAACGAAGCGACCUGAUUGGCUGCGACGCGCCGUCAAGAGGACAUGCCUCGUGGAGAGGAAGGCCGGGCCGGCCGGGUGGCGAUACCCCGUGCGGGGGGUGACCGCGCCGCCGCGGGGUAUCGCCGUCGUCGCUGCCUCCCUUCCACCACACCGUGAUGGAGAACUGGCCGCCAGCUCGCCGGGGCGGCAGUGUUGUGUUGCCGUUUAUUUUUGAUCGGCAGGACGGCCCAGGACGCCUCAAGGACGCCUCAAGGACGCAGGACGUCCUCGUGAGAAAUGCAGGCGAGAAGGAAAAAGAGUCUCGCGUUGAGCUGCCCGUUCACACUUCGCUGUUUUAUAAAUCCGCUGUCCCUCCCUCCCUCCCUCUCUGACUACCCGAGCCGGGCCAUCCUCGCCGUCUCAAAGGGACUAAAGUCGCGUAAAUCAAUGUUUCAAGUCGAACAUAAAAGUUUGAUAAUCAGCUUUUAGUUCUGGCCAAAGCGGGGACCCGCCCACGCCAGAAGCCCCCCCUCCCCCCUUUUCCCCGGCGUUCUGGUCGGCUGGCUGACCGCGCCGUGAGCGAGAGCGACUGCUCCGAUUCUCUUGUAGAAAAUUGCGGACUCCAGUGCAAAUAAACUUGAUGGGACUUGCUGGAGAGGUUUGGUUCCGGAGACUCUUCCCUGAGGAAAGUGAGCCUGGCACACUGUGGGGCCACUCUGUGUCGAAAGUCCUCUUUUCCAAACCUCGAGAUCCUGUUAGAACUUGAUUGUCGUUGAAUAACGCUGAAUUGUUAGUCAUACCACUCUCCCGCUUGUACCUGUCCCCAUGUGCGAAGCGACCCCGACCCCGACCUCGUAUGUAAAAAAAAAAUAAAGCAAAUACCUUAUGUCGUGUUGAUAUUAAUUCUAAGUUUAAGUGAGAGACACUGAAGGAAGGAUAGUUGGUGAAGUUGUUGGAAGGCUGUGUGAUCAUUGCACGAGAUUAAGUGGAGCGUUCGUAGCGUACUUCAUCUCUCCACGUAUAUUAUACUGCAUACCUGUAGCUGUAAUUUUAGAUAAAUAAAAGAUUUUCAGAUUGUGUAUUUGUACAUUGGUUCCGGGAACUUUGUAAGUUAGAGGAAAUUGUGUCUUCAAGGAAUAAUAUUUUUGACUAACUGUUGGUUUUAGAAGAGUGUUAUGCCGGUGAAGUCGGUGGACUGGCGUAGUGUGUGAAGUAGGACAAAAAGUUGUGAAUAUUAUAUUAUAUACAUAUAAACAUAUUAAUCACGCAAAUCCAUAUCAAAAUCUCGUUCCCUCGUUCUGUAUUCUGAACAAUCAUCUUACGAUGAUGUUUUCUUUUCAAAAUAUGUUUGUGUUUGUCUUUUUAAUUUCGUUCUGUUUUUUUCUUCGCCGUACCAUCCCAAUUGUCUGCUAGGGGAGUAGCCGGUGCGUUGGGCUGCGGCGUGCAUCAGGAACUCUACGAUGUAAUAAAAAUGAU
Messenger RNA from Thrips palmi, 2731 nucleotides. RefSeq lists its product as uncharacterized. Bases 1 to 1155 code for a protein of 384 amino acids. The record is from RefSeq and is a predicted model, not a curated record. NCBI's taxonomy places the organism in Eukaryota, Metazoa, Arthropoda, Insecta, Thysanoptera, Thripidae. The transcript has 7 exons. Gene Ontology annotation, biological process: synapse organization. Gene Ontology annotation, cellular component: neuron projection membrane.